Messenger RNA from Stylophora pistillata, 1840 nucleotides. RefSeq lists its product as uncharacterized. Gene Ontology annotation, molecular function: ATP binding; protein kinase activity. NCBI's taxonomy places the organism in Eukaryota, Metazoa, Cnidaria, Anthozoa, Scleractinia, Pocilloporidae. Gene Ontology annotation, biological process: protein phosphorylation. The record is from RefSeq and is a predicted model, not a curated record.
AGAUUACUUGAAUGAUGUCACAAAGGGUGAUGUGCUUAUGACCUUCGUGAAGGAGCAACUGAAAGAUGCCACCACAUGUCUUAAGCAAAUUAAAGCCCGCAUCCCAGAGCUGAUCGAGGCCGAUAAACUGCUAUGUAAACAACUUCUGAAAGAAAAACGUCCAGCAAAAGAGAUAAAAGAAAUCUAUCAACCAAUGAUAGAUACAGCUUCUGAGAUCAGCGGUCGUCUGGCCGUUUUUGGGUUAGAAGAGGGCCUUUCAGGUGGUAUCAGUGGCGACACGUUAGACCUAAAAGGCCAGUCUGAGUUUCUGGGUCGGGGUGCUUUUGCCUCUGUGUACAAAGGAAUGAUGAAAACGGAGAACGGAGACAAACAAACUGUGGCAUUGAAGAUUUACACCGAGUCGCUUAGAGCAGAAAAUGCUUGCGACAUUGUGAAUGAAAUUGAGCUUUUAAAAAAACUAAAGCAUCCAAACGUGGUCAAUUUUCAUGGUAUGUCGCUUCUUAAGGAUGAUGGUGAAACCCGCGUAGUACUAGUCAUGGAAUACUGCACCGGAAAUUUGAAGGAUCGCAUCUUCAAAAAUCCAGAAAGAGCUCCCGCCAAUUCCAAGAAUGGUGAUGCCAAAAGAGACGCCUGUCGAUGGAUAAAACAGAUAAUUGCUGCCCUGACCUUUAUUCACGAGCAAAACGUAGUUCACAGAGAUCUCAAGUUGGACAAUAUACUGUUGUCAUCGGAAAAUGCAGCGAAGAUUACCGACGUUGGCGUUUCCAAGGCUGCGGAACAUAUCACAGGAACUUUGGCAGGAACACCUGUUUAUAUGGCGCCAGAAGUGUUUCAUUCUCAACUGCAUGACAGCAAAGCAGACAUGUACAGCCUUGGGAUAAUUUUGUGGGAGAUGUGGUAUGGACUGCAGGCCUUCAGUGAAGUCCGUAACUCAACCGAUCUUGUAGCUUUCUUUGCCAUGGUGGACAAGGGCCUGCGCCCAGUACAUGUGAAAGGCUGUAAACAGCCCCCACGCCGCUGGGAAGAGUUGAUGCAGAGUUGCUGGAGCAAAAAAUCAGAGCAACGCCCAUCAGCCUCACAUUGCCUAAAGGAAGCUAUUGAACUUUAUAAAGAGGCCGUGCCGGAACUCCUGUAAAUUUUGGUACAUCUCAAUAUAUUACCUCAGCAAUCAUUUUUGCGAGACAUUGACUGAGUGAAGACGCUAAUUGUUACUCAAAGAAUUAUGAAGAGGUUCUUAAUAAUACACUGUUAGUUUCUGCCAACGAGUUUUUUCUCGGCUUUGCAAUCAAAAUUCUUCGUAAAUAUCAGAUUUAUGUAUAUAUUCAGAGGCUUAGGCUUAAAAGAACACGUCAUUGGAUCAUCAUCCAUUUUAAUCACGAGACGUGGUAACGAAAGAUAAUUCUUCUUCUUGAUAGCUUUUAGUUGAUAAAUUAAAAAGACCGUUGCGACUUUUUUGUAGGAUACCAGCCGAUACUAAUAUUCACACGAAUAUUUGCAGAUUUUCACUUAGUCAUUAGAAUUUCCACUGCGUAGCCUUAACAAAGGAAAAGAAAUUGUAUAAUGACGUCGAGGUUAUUUUUUGCUGAUCUCGAAUUAAGGGAAGCUUUUGUUUAUUCUUAGUGGCGUUUUGUUUGGUUGUUUUUUUCAGAUUUUAUAACGCGUUUCCGAGAUCAGACGAGUGGGCCAUUCUUUUUUUAUACGCAAGGAUCCGCGUUGCAUACGUGAUGUAAGGGCCUAUAUACAUCACAUUGCACAUUGCAACUAAACACAAUAUAACUUACAUCAUGUUAUCGAGAUAGUAGUACAGUAUUUGAGUGUCAUUAAAGUGAAAAAGAAGUUG